Molecule: messenger RNA, 525 nt
Organism: Microdochium trichocladiopsis
Lineage: Eukaryota; Fungi; Ascomycota; Sordariomycetes; Xylariales; Microdochiaceae
Exons: 3
Coding region: 1-525 (174 amino acids)
Source: RefSeq, a predicted model, not a curated record
AUGGAGAUCCAGAGGGUGGGCAUCAGCACACUUCGGUCACAGAUAUACGGAAGAUAUGCCAACCGUAAGAUCAUCGACAGCAGCAAACAGCUUGGCUUCACUAUCGAACCAGACCCCGACCACAGCGAAACGUACAAGCUGCUGAGAAGCCAGGCUACGCGUUUUCCCGAGGCACACCUCCUCUACCAGGAAAUAAGCAACUUUACAGGUAUUUUCCCACGCCCUACCGAUGAGCAACGACGCCGAUGGACAGAGGUCUCUGGUGAGGAGUGCGAAGGGGACGUAAGGAACUAUCGGUAUGUGUCCAUCAAGGUUUACGAGGAGUCCUCUGGCCAGCGGCCAGCGAGCAAGCCCGAGCAUGGCGGCUAUUCGCAAUCGCGAAUGGCGGACUUCCACGGGGAUGCUGUGAUCGCCAUGUUUCGCGAGGUGUCGGCAUCCACUCUUGCUGGCUUCGCCAGAACAGCGACAUACCGUAGGAGUGGGCGGUCCUACGGCCUUGACUUCAUCAUGAUCAUGGGCCGGUAG